AUGCCAGCUUUCUGGUCCAAACUUUGUAUAUAGUCUCACACAUGCACUGUCUCAGUAUGUCUAUCACACCAUCUAUCUCAAUUCUCAAAUGCAGCAGCUAUAUAUAGCCAUCUAAUCCUCGACAACAAUCUAGAUCGAAUGUGCAUAUAAUUUAUCACUAAACCGUCACUACAUUCAAUGGCAUCCUUCGAGUCCUCCAUGUCUUUUAAAAGCAAUUGCAGCAGCUCCUUGCCACCUCUCCUCGCCGCCGCCAACUACACCACCAUACCCUCGCCGCUCAGUGAGCUCACUCAGCUACACAACGAGAACACUCUUCUCAACAAUCCCUCCGAGCUAUCCUCCUGGGUCGACUCAUUACUCACCGAGUUCAACCAGCCCACUUCGAUAAAUAACAUCACGGCGUGGAACGAUUACAAUACGACAUCCUAUUGUAAUAUUCGGCAAAUAAUUGAAGAAGAUUCCAGCAUUCGGCUGGUCCAUGUUUUGAUGUCAUGUGCCGACUCAGUCCAACGUGGGACCCUCUCAGUGGCUAGCGCGCUUCUCGAGGAGUUACAGGUUUUGUUGUCACGUGUUAAUAGUGAGUUCGGGUUCGGUAAAGUGGCGGCCUACUUCAUCGACGCGCUGAGCCGCCGAGUCUUCAAGCCGCUCGAACGAAGCCUCGGCUCGGCGUUCGAAAACGAGGUUUUGUACCACCAUUUUUACGAAGCGUGCCCAUAUCUAAAAUUCGCUCACUUCACUUCGAAUCAAGCCAUUUUGGAAGCUUUUGAUGGUCAGGCUUGUGUCCACGUCAUAGAUUUUAAUUUGAUGCAAGGCCUGCAAUGGCCUGCUUUGAUCCAAGCUCUAGCUCUGAGGCCCAACGGGCCUCCUACGCUUCGAAUAACCGGUAUCGGCCCGGUUUCACUUGACGGUCAUGAUCCGCUCCGUGAAACCGGGCUCAGGUUAGCCCAACUGGCUCGGUCCGUAAAUGUUCGAUUCGCAUUUCGUGGAGUAGCAGCCUCGAAUAUCGAUGAUGUCAAGUUAUGGAUGUUACAAGUUGAUCCGAAAGAGGCUGUGGCAGUGAAUUGUAUAAUGCAACUUCACAAGUUACUUGACGAUCCGAGCCGAAUCGACAGUGUGCUUAAAUUGAUUCAUAGUUUGGACCCGAAAAUUGUGACUCUAGUAGAGCAAGACACGAACCACAACCAACCUGAUUUUUCGGACAAGUUCAGGGAAGCAUUGGACUAUUACUCGACGAUGUUCGACUCGUUGGAGGCCUGCAAGGGGCCUCAGAAAUGGUUGGCUGAAAUUUACAUCCAGAGGGAAAUAUGUAGUGUGGUCUGUUGUGCCGAGAUGCAUGAACCAUUAGCUCAGUGGAGAGAAAGGAUGAGUAGGAAUGGGUUCACAUCGGUCUGCCUAGGUGCCAAUGCAUAUAAGCAAGCAAACAUGUUGUUAACGGUUUUUUCGGCCCAGGGUGGUUACAGGGUGGAUGAGAGUGAAGGGUGUCUGAAAUUAGGCUGGCAUAACCGUCCUCUCAUUGCGGCCUCGGCUUGGCGCCCGAAUCCUCGUCUGUAGAUUUUGUAUUAGGCUUUUUAGUUUCGGUAGUUUCUUUUAGCUUGUGUCUCAAUUUACCAGAACUGUUUUCUUGGAUUAUGGCACUAAAAUUAGUAUUUAUGUAAUGCAUCUGAAGAUAUGUACCCAAUUUAUGUAUAAAAUGCAGUGAAAUAUAUUCAUGAUGAUCCCUAAGUUGCCAGUA
Messenger RNA from Daucus carota subsp. sativus, 1732 nucleotides. Its product is annotated as protein SLENDER RICE1-LIKE 1. Gene Ontology annotation, molecular function: sequence-specific DNA binding; DNA-binding transcription factor activity. Lineage: Eukaryota; Viridiplantae; Streptophyta; Magnoliopsida; Apiales; Apiaceae. The record is from RefSeq and is a predicted model, not a curated record. The transcript has a single exon. Gene Ontology annotation, cellular component: nucleus. Bases 178 to 1551 code for a protein of 457 amino acids. Gene Ontology annotation, biological process: regulation of DNA-templated transcription.